AUGGUAUCGGAGCAAAUGAUGGCUCAAAAUACUAAUGGGGUUUUGGGUAAUCCGAACCCAACUUCUUCUUCCAUUCUUGGGAAUUUUCAAAAUGCACGUCAACCCAUUGUGCAAACUUCAAAUCCUUUCAGAAAUCCUUUUCAUUUGACGAGCUCAGAUUUCUCAUCAUCCACUUUGAUCUCACUAACCUUGACAGGGGCUUCUCUAACAGCUCAUGAUCUUUGGAUGGAUCUCAAGAAUCGUUACUCUACAGCAAAUCCCACAAGAGAUUUUGAAUUGGUUCGAGCCAUCUCUACGAUCAAACAAGGGAAUUCCUUUGUCACGGAAUAUUAUUCGAGAAUCAAGGCAUUGUGGGAUGAACUUUCUCAAAAUAAAGUGGUUCCAUCAUGCAAGUGUGGAAAAUGUCAAUGUGGUGUCAGUAAGAUGACACUAAAAGAGCAGAACAAACAGAAAUUGAUGCAAUUUCUUAUGGGUUUAGAUUACCACUUCGAGCAUGUCACCAACCAAAUAUUGAUGAUGGAUCCUUUGCUAGAGGUUAGCAAAGCAUUUGCACAGAUAAGUCAACUUGAGAAUAGAUCCACAGUUCAUCAAGAUGGUAAGAAACAAUCUACAGUACAGAAGGAUCAUGCUCUGCAGGAGACCUUGACAUUGUCAGUUCAAGCAUCCAACAAUUUUAGCAAGCCUUCAUACAACAAUACAAAGGAUUACAAGCCUGGGAAGAGAUCUCAGAAUGAAAGAGAAAAGUUGUUUUGCAAAUAUUGUAAGAAAACGAAUCAUAAUGUUGAUAAGUGUUUCAAGCUGGUGGGGUACCCUCCAGAUUAUGAAUUCCAGAACAAAAGGAGCAAGCAGGGAAAUACAAGUUUCACUGAAAAGAGGAAUAUCAAUCAAGUUGAGUCUGUUGUCCAAAAUAACUCAGGAGGCAGCAUACAAUUCACUGGAGAUAAGUACCAGCAUAUCAUUGAUCUUUUGAAAGCAAACAUGGCAGGAAAUCCCUCCAACAAUCAUAUUGUUGCUGUUUCUGCAGUAGGAGGUAACAUGUCUUUAAAGCAUAGUUGGAUUAUUGAUACUGGAGCUUCUGAUCAUGUCAUUUGCAUACAUGAUUAUUUUCAUACAUAUAGAAAACUGCAUAAUUCGUAUGUCACUCUUCCAAAUGGUAGAAAACGUGAAAUUGAUUUCAUAGGAGAUGUUAGAUUAGGCAAUGACAUAAUUUUGACAGGAGCAUUACAUGUUAAGGACUUCAUUUUCAAUUUGAUAUCAGCUAGCAAGUUGGUGAAGAAGAAGCCUUAUGCUCUAAUUUUUGAUGAAAGUCAAUUGCAGGAUACAAACACAUUGAGGAAGAGUGGGAUGGGAAUAAUGCAUAAUGAACUCUACUAUUUGCAUGAAGAAUUAAAACCACAAAAGAAAGCUUUUGUAAAGAUCUGCUCAAUUCAGAAGGAUCAAUCAUGGCACAAAAGAUUAGGCCAUCCUUCUGCUAGGAUCACAGGAAUGUUAGGAAAGGAUUUUGUUGAUACUUGUAAUAGUUGUUCAAUUUGUAUUAUGGCAAAGAUGAAGAGAAAUUCUUUCUCCCUUAGCUAA
Tripterygium wilfordii is the source of this 1575-nucleotide messenger RNA. RefSeq lists its product as uncharacterized. The transcript has 2 exons. The coding region runs from base 1 to 1575 and encodes 524 amino acids. Lineage: Eukaryota; Viridiplantae; Streptophyta; Magnoliopsida; Celastrales; Celastraceae. The record is from RefSeq and is a predicted model, not a curated record.